Messenger RNA from Chelonia mydas (Green sea turtle), 701 nucleotides. Its product is annotated as polypeptide N-acetylgalactosaminyltransferase 6-like. The transcript has 4 exons. The record is from RefSeq and is a predicted model, not a curated record. The coding region runs from base 1 to 387 and encodes 128 amino acids. NCBI's taxonomy places the organism in Eukaryota, Metazoa, Chordata, Testudines, Cheloniidae. Gene Ontology annotation, cellular component: Golgi apparatus.
AUGUGGCCUAUUAAAAAUGAAGGGUCAAAGAAUUGCCUGGAUGUUGGCGAGAACAAUCACGGAGGGAAGCCGCUGAUCAUGUACCCUUUCCAUGGGAUGGGAGGCAAUCAGUAUUUUGAAUACACGUCCCAGAAGGACCUGCGGCACAAUAUCGGCAAGCAGCUCUGCCUCCGAUCCGGCUUUGGGCCGGUGGAGCUGGGAGACUGUCACUUCACAGGAAAGAACUCGCGUGUUCCAGGAAAUGAAGAAUGGGAGCUGACCCACGAUCGUCUGAUUAAAAUCAUAGCCUCUAACAUGUGUUUAUCUGCAAGAGAUGAGCAUCCAUCUAUGACUUCCUGUAACCCCUCAGAUUCUUACCAACAGUGGUUCUUUACCCAAGCAACAUAGUGAAGACAAAACCAGUGUCAGCAAGAAAUGUGCCAGCCCAUCUCACUUUGAGACCUUGAUUCCAAACUGCACUCAGGAAAACAGAAGCUAAGACUCUCUCCUUUUAUUUAAAAGAAGCUAACGUCUUAAAUAUGCUGCAUUUCACAGUUGCCUUUAAUUCUACUCUGUGCCUUUGGGAUAAGACUGUGUAAUACGUGGAGAUUGUUGUACCACUUUUUCUAAGAGACUAAGCAAACUUCUUGUUUGCAGAUUACGUGAGUGUCAUAUUGUAACAUAUCCAAAGAUAAAUAACAUGGGACCAACUACAUCGAUAA